Molecule: messenger RNA, 1680 nt
Organism: Nematolebias whitei (Rio pearlfish)
Lineage: Eukaryota; Metazoa; Chordata; Actinopteri; Cyprinodontiformes; Rivulidae
Product: leucine-rich repeat, immunoglobulin-like domain and transmembrane domain-containing protein 2
Exons: 3
Coding region: 1-1680 (559 amino acids)
Molecular function (GO): protein binding
Source: RefSeq, a predicted model, not a curated record
AUGGAUGUGCUUUGUGUUGCGUUAGGCGUCUCUUUAUUGUUCGAUAUCAUCACCCUGGGAUAUUCAAAUUGCCUGUUGGGUUGCUCCUGCACAAAUGACAACUUGGGCAGGUCUUUACUAUGUAUGGAAACCUCCAUGGGACAUAUCCCAGACGACAUCCUUGAAGAUUUCACAAAAAUCCGAAUUGAAAACUGCCAUCUGACCGAGUUACCUCAAGGUUCUUUCUCUCGAGCUAGUGCCUUGGAGUUUCUGUGGUUGAAUUUCAAUCAGAUCACCUUGAUGAACAUCAAAAGCCUGGAGGGUCUUGCCAACCUUACUGAACUGAGGCUACAAGGGAACAAGCUGACCUCCAUACCGUGGACGGCGUUUCAAGAUACACCCAAACUCAAAGUCUUGGACCUGAAGCACAACCGGCUGGAUGUGCUACCUGAACAUGCCCUGAAACAGUUGCCGUCACUGACCUACUUAGAUUUAUCCUUCAACCAGCUUACCGUCAUUUCAAAAGAAGUAUUUAUUCACUGGCCACUUUAUAGAAGUGCAGAGAAAUCUUGGGGGAAGGAAGGACUGGUAUCCAAUGUGGUGUUGGCCCUGCAUGACAAUCCCUGGUUGUGUGAUUGCCGCCUCAAAGGUUUUGUUGAAUUCAUCAGGGACGUCAGCCCUCCCAUCAUUCUGAUGAAUUCUUACUUGAUGUGCGCAGGCCCAGACUCUAAGGCCAACAAGUUUUUCCACAAGAUCCAGUUAAAAACAUGCAUGAAGCCCAUGGUUUCUGCCCCAGAGACCAACUUGACUUUACCUCUUGGAGUAAAGGCUACUCUGACAUGCACGGCGAAAGCGAGACCAGUUCCAACCAUCCAGUGGGUGUACAUUUUGAAAACCAUCAGAGGAUUUGCCUCUUCACAGACUCAGAUAGACGAGGAGCUCGUCACCUCCCAGUUGGUGAUCCCCUCUGUACAUUUAGCAGACCGAGGGAUCUACACUUGCAUGGCCAACAACUUCAUUGACAAUUCUUCUGUCAACAUCUCACUCAACAUUGACUCACCCAACUCCUCUGCUCCUCUUCCUCCACUUGUCCCCAUGCUGUCAUCAGAUGACAAUGGCCACAUCGACAUUCGUAUUGCCAAGCAGACAGUUUAUGGCAUCACCCUAGAGUGGCAUGCUGUGACAGACAACCCUGCAGAAACAUGGUUCACCAUCCACUUUGGCAAAUAUGAUUCCCACAAGAAAGACAUGAUCUACAUUGGACCUGGAAUCAACACCUACUCAGUCAGCAACCUGCUCCCUGUCACCAAAUAUGAAGUGUGCGUCACCCUGAAGAACAAUCCACCCAGAGAGGGCCAGUGCAUUGACUUUGUGACAGGAAGUGACAUAAGUGAGUUGGAGCAGAGGGAGAGACUCAUCCAUAUUAUAGUGAUAGUAUGCGCCAUGUUGCUGGCUGUUCCGGCUGGAAUGUACGUGUGCACCACAGAGGCCAGAUUCAGUUGCGUGGAUCGAUGUGUGCAUCUAUGGAAGAUGCGCAGGUCGCGUGAAGAGAGCGCUGAAGGCACUGAGGGGCAGCAGACCUUCAACAGUCUGCAGGCGGCCAGUGACGAAGCACUGUGCAGGGACUCCAAGAGUAAACAUACAAAGAGGCGGAAGUCUGAGGACAGGCGCAAAAGUGGAAGUGCCGCUUACCUCUACUAG